UUUGCUGUUACUGCGAUGCAUGUAUAACCGUGAGGUUUGUCCUUUACUGUUUCUGAAUUUUCGUGUUAUUUCAUGGUAAUUAUUUUAUCUGAUUAUUUGUGCGAAUUGGAUUUUUUAGCCCUAGGUGUAGCAAAAAUCUGAUAGACGAUGAUCGUUUGAAGCAAUGCACUCAGUGUGAAAACGAAUAUAGUGUAGUGAUUAUGAACUCUCGUACUGGUUGAUGUUGGAAGAGGAGACAUAUAAAUAUAAACGCUUGAAAAUACCGAAAAUCCGUUUAAUUUCUGCGGGGUGCGUUCAUCGCAUAUUUAUAUGAUUGUGUGUACGGUGUACCGAUACAGCGUCUACAGUCUGUAGAGGAACAGUGAGCGCGAUUACGUAAGAGAUGCAGACCAAUCACGUGAUACGGAUCAUUACGGAGCAGAGACUGGCGUGCGGCUGGUCUGGUGGAAAUGAAACGAGCCACCAAGAAACAGCUCCAUGUGGCCAUCCAACGACGUUGACGCACAAUAAACAGCUCCGACUGAUGAUGAUUAAUCCUGCAAAUCAUUCGGCUGUAUUUCACGUUCUGAACGUCAUGCCGUGGCGCAGUCAUGCUGUUACGUGACAUUUCUGGAUGUCUAAUUUAAGUCAAAAAUUUCCUCAUUGCACUUGACCGGAUUUUGUGCAGGAUCUCUGACCUCUCACUGGGAUAUUAUUAUUACAAUAUUAUUGUUGGUAUACUAUAUUAUCCUUUAUGCGUUGGACUGAAAAAGUGUAUUGUUCGCUCAUGUAUUUCGGUUAUUUUUGCCUGCGGACGCUUCCGUUUGCGGUGAUCUGUUUGAACUCUUCGGUCGGGAUCCAGACGCAGCGAUGCUGAUCAGUGCGCGGUCACUAGCAGGUUUGAUAUGGGUUUUCAUCGCAAUAUGUUAUGAGACGUUGUCGGCUUCCGGCAGCCGAGGUCCGGUCGAGGUACAACGAUACGAUGGAUGGUAUAAUAAUCUGGCGCACCCCGACUGGGGCUCAGUUGAUUCCCACAUUAUCCGUAAAGCUCCAACUUCCUACACAGACGGUGUGUACAUGCUGGCGGCCUCCGCUGAACAGCCUUCUCCGCGCCUGCUUUCGCAACGGUUUAUGAAAGGUCGCGAUGGUCUGCCGUCGGUCCGCAAUCGCACCACCAUGCUGGCCUUCUUUGGGGAAUUCCUGGCGUUCGACAUCCUGCAGGGUACCGAGAACAGCUGUCCCAUUGAGAUGCUGAAGAUCCCCAUUGAACCGUGCGAUGGGAGUUUUGACCCCGAGUGUCAGGGCGCUCGUGCCAUGCCUAUCCUGCGCACCAAAUACGACCAGCGCACCGGUCACAGUCCGAAUAGUCCGCGGGCGCAGCUCAACGGUGUCAGCAGCUGGCUGGAUGGCAGUGCCGUGUAUUCGACCAAAGAUAUUUGGGUACAGCAUCUACGGGAAUUCCGGGGUGGUCGCUUAAAGGUCGACGCCACCAGUAAUCUGCCGCCACUGAACACCAUGGGCGCGCCCAUUGCCAACCCCGCGCCCAGCCGCUUUGACUAUUAUCUCGACCCCAGCCGGCUUUAUAUGUUGGGCGAUGCGCGAUCAAACCAGCAUCCGCCGAUUUUGGCCAUAACGAUUUUAUUCUAUCGGUUUCAUAAUGUUAUGGCCGAGAAGAUCCAGCACGAGCAUCCCGACUGGAUGGAUGAAGAUGUGUUUCAACAGGCUCGUCGGUUGGUGAUCGCUGUAAUUCAGAAUAUCGCGCUGUAUGAAUAUUUACCGGCGCUGUUGGAUACCGCCACGGAUGCGUAUCGAGGUUAUCAGCCGGAUAUUCACCCAGGUAUUUCGGACGUUUUCCAAGCGGCAGCGUUUCGGUUUGGCCAUACGCAGAUUCCUGCUGGAUUGUAUAUUCGAGAUGAACAGUGCAAUUUCCAACGUACCGACGAAGGCUACCCGGCGUUCCGCCUGUGCAAUAUCUGGUUUGACUCGCAGAGUAUGGUUCAGGAAGUGGGCGGCAUUGAACCCAUCCUUAUGGGUUUGGUAUCGCAGAUUGGCGAACGAGAAGAUGCUAUCAUCAUUGAUGACUUACGGGAGCACAUUUUCGGCCCUCUGGAGUUCUCCCGACGAGAUCUGGCGGCAGUAAACAUAAUGCGUGGCCGCGAUUAUGGCCUCCCUGAUUACAAUAGCGCACGGAAAGCCUUUAAACUGACCGCUCUGGCUAACUGGUCAGACAUUAACCAGCAGUUGUUCACCACCGAACCGGAAUUACUGACGCUUCUGCGCGAUAUGUACAAGGAUCGGCUGGACGAUGUGGAUUUAUACGUGGGCGGUAUGCUGGAAUGCGACGGUUCUAAGCCGGGAGAGCUGUUCAGUCAAAUCAUUCGCGAACAGUUCUACCGGUUACGCGAUGCCGAUCGUUUCUGGUUUGAAAAUAUUGAGAAUGGGCUAUUCACCGGCGAUGAGCUGCAGUUAAUCAAGCAGACGACACUGCAUGAUGUCAUCGUGGCUGCCAGCAGUAUUUCACCUUCGGCCAUUCAACGAGAUGUCUUCUUUUGGAGAGAUGGCGAUCCUUGUCCACAACCGGCUCAGAUUCGUGGGGAAAUGCUGGAGCCUUGUGUAGCCCUUGGUCAAACUCAUAAAGAUGUUUUUGCUGGGAAUGAGGUGGCUUACAUCUACACCUGUGUGCUCAUAUUCCUCAUCGCGAUUCUAUCCAUGUUGGCUGGAUAUUUGUUGGUGAAAUAUCGUGGCCGCACGCGUCGAAAGUACCUCAAACGCCAACAAGAUGUGUCAGCUGCACAACUACUUCAUACUGCGUCGGAAACGUCAUCCUCUACAACAGCCACAUCAUCCAUAUCAAACCCUUCUCUUUUUGACCAUUUUCAAGAGAAAAUUGUAGCCGUCGAAUGGCUGCAUCAUUUUGCUCGCCGCCCCGUUAAGGUCAAAUUCGGCUCGCUGCAUCUGUUGAACAGUCAUAAUGUGUCAGCGUUUCCCGAGGGGCGCAUCCAUGUGGAAAGUCGGAAGGGUGACCGGUUGCGCAGCGUUGCACUUUCAGACAUGAGCGCUUUACUGAUGGAGGUCACCGAGAAUGCCGCUGAGGAGCCUAUGGCCAUGCUGCAUGUGCAUAAGGAGCCUGAUUUAGUUUUGAUUUUUGAGAGUACUGAUGAACGUCGACGCUUUGUGAACACAGUUAGGGAAUACUUGAAGGUGUGCGGCAAAGAGCUAGUGGUGACCCCGACAACAGCUGAGCGAAUUGUGGCCACGGCAGAAACCAAAGAAAAACGGCAGCGCCGAUUGGAUCAUUUCUUCAAAAUCGCCUAUGAGCGGGCUUUUGGGCUGGAUGAAGUGGAGCGCAGUGAAGCCGAGUUAAAGGAGUGCCACGAAGCGCUGGAACUGAAACUGAGCAAAGUUGAUUUCGCUGAAGCGCUGGCCAUGAAACCUAACACCACCUUCAUCCAGAAAAUGUUUAACUGUAUUGAUAAGGCGGGAGAAGGACGUAUCUCCUUUCAGCAGUUCUUGGAUCUCAUUGUGCGCUUUGCGAAAGGCGAUUUCAAAGCGCGUUUGCGAGUUGUUUUUGAUAUGUGUGAUGUUGAUGAAAAUGAUCUCAUUAAGCGUGAAGAGCUUCUAGAUUUACUUAGAAGUCUUUUGGACAUUGCGGCAUCUCAGAAAGGUGGAGCUGCCGCUGGUGUUGACGUAGUGGCAGCUCAGAUUCUGGAGCAGUAUGGCUUGGCUCACAAGUCUAAAUUGUCUUUCCAAGACUUCUUAACGCUUUUCACAGAGGAUGCAGAGGUCAUGGAUCAUCUGUCCAAAGUUGGGCUUGAUUUCAAAGGAGUACGGCAGACGUUCUUGGCGGGAAACAGACAAAAUCAUAAUAAAGACACUAUGGGAGCGAAAAAGGAGCGGCUUGCAUCUAAUGCAUCGGGUGCGCACAUUUCUGCAACGGAUACUAUGGCUUUCAUUAAAAGUCCCGAAAAACCCGCUGAACGCAGUCGAUCCAGUACACAGGAAAGAAUAAAUCAACUGCUAACAUACAUGGAAGAGCAUAAACAGCACAUUUUCUACCUCUGCGUCUUCUACGUAAUUAUCGCGGGGGUGUGGUUGGAACGAUUCAGUUAUUACAUGUUUCUGAAUGAGACCAAUGAUUUGCGACGUGUAAUGGGAGCUGGCAUCGCCAUUACUCGCGGCUCAGCGGCAGCCAUCAGCGUGGCCUUUCCAGUUCUUUUACUCACCGUGUCUCGCAAUAUCAUCACUCGACUACGCGAGACAUUCUUGCAUCACUACAUUCCCUUUGACUCGUUGAUGAGCUUCCACAAAAUUGCUGCCUGGACGGGUUUCUUCUUCGCAGUGGUGCACACUGUUGGUCAUCUCAUCAAUUUCUACCAUGUUUCCACGCAGCCCAUUGCGCACUUGAAAUGCCUGUUUAAGGAAGUCAGCUUUGGCUCCACUCCUCCACCGUUCACGUAUUGGGUCUAUCAGUCGCUGACAGGGCUUACUGGUAUUUUAUUGGUGAUUACGGUAUGCGUCAUGUUCGUCUUCGCGUUGCCGGCGGUUCGGGAGCACGCCUUCCACUACUUCUGGAUUGUCCAUCGUGGUGGAUAUAUCAUAUUCUAUAUCCUUUGCAUCCUUCACGGAUUACCUAGGCUAACUGGGGACGCACGUUUUCCGUUGUUCCUCUUAGUGCCGUUAGUCGUCUUUGUGAUCGAUCGUUUGAUGAGUAUCAAGCAAACCGUCCAGAACCUACAGGUUGUGGAAGCCGAACUAUUGCCUUCAGAUGUGAUCCACCUGACCUUUGAACGUCCAUCGCACUUCACUUUCCGCUCUGGUCAGUGGAUCCGGCUGGCUUGCACUGCCUUCCGCAAUGAAGAAGCGCAUCCCUUCACGCUGACCUCCAUGCCGCAUGAACCCCUGCUCAGCGUGCAUGUCAAGGCGCAUGGUAUCUGGACAUGGAAGUUGCGACAGGCUUUUGACCCGGUCAACUGCGAACUGCAUAAUGAUGUUCAUGCUCAUCCUAAUGACUCCCAGCUUAAACAACGGUGCUCUCACGAAUAUCAACCGCGUUUGCGUAUUGAGGGACCGUUCGGAGGCGGUAACCAGGAUUGGUACAAGUUCGAAGUGGCUGUCAUGGUCGGAGCUGGGAUGGGCGUAACACCGUAUGCUUCCAUACUUAAAGACCUGGUGUUUGGCACGUCCACCAAUCGAUAUUCUGGUAUAUCUUGCCGGAAAGUAUAUUUUCUUUGGAUCUGUCCCUCGCAUAAGCCUUUCGAGUGGUUUGUGGAUGCGUUGCACGAGAUCGAAAAGCGGGAUGUCACUCGAGUUUUGGAGAUGCAUAUCUUUGUCACGCAGUUCUUCGAUAAAUUUGAUUUGCGGACGACUAUUUUGUACAUUUGUGAAAAACAUUUUCAACGAUUGUCUCGACGGAGUUUAUUCACGGGACUGAAGGCCAGCAAUCACUUCGGCCGACCGGACGUACCGGCAUUUUUGGCAUAUGUCCAACGGAGACAUGCUAAUAUUUCCAGCGUGGGGGUGUUCUCUUGCGGUCCAAAGCAGAUGACGGAGUCCAUUGGUCAAGCCUGUGAAAUGGUGAAUCGUCGCAGAGAAUAUCCUAGAUUUGUGCAUCAUUUUGAAAAUUUUUGAAAAUUUUAUAAGGUUCUGGAGUUUUGCGUUGUUUGAAUUUUAUGGGAAAUCCCUGUGAUACAGAGAAAUGAAUUAAUGAAUUUGAACUGGUCGAAUUUUUUGCUCAUUUGUUAGCGAAAAUUUUUAUGACAGAUAACCUGGCUUCUGCUAUGCGAUUUGUUUUGCAGCGGAGGUAACUCACCGAUAAACUUUCUGAAAGUUUGGUGUUGAAAUUGAUUUUACAUUCGUGGUGAUAUUUUUCGGCACGCUGGCUGUGUCUGGUGCACAGAGAGAAAUAAAA
Messenger RNA from Paramacrobiotus metropolitanus, 5887 nucleotides. Its product is annotated as dual oxidase-like. The record is from RefSeq and is a predicted model, not a curated record. The coding region runs from base 850 to 5607 and encodes 1585 amino acids. Lineage: Eukaryota; Metazoa; Tardigrada; Eutardigrada; Parachela; Macrobiotidae. Gene Ontology annotation, molecular function: heme binding; calcium ion binding; peroxidase activity. The transcript is spliced from 18 exons. Gene Ontology annotation, biological process: response to oxidative stress.